AUGGCGGCCACUUCACUAAGCUCGCCAAGCACGACGACGGCGGCCAUCCUGCUGGGCGGAUGGAGGAGGAGGACGGUGGCGUUCCCGUUCCGUGUGACGUGCUCGGCGGCGGCGGCCGGCGGGACGGUGGUGAUCGGGUUGGCGGCCGACUCCGGGUGCGGGAAGAGCACGUUCAUGCGGCGGCUGACUAGCGUGCUGGGCGGCGGCACGGCGGCCGCGGCGCCGCCGAGGGGCGGGAACCCGGGCUCCAACACGCUCGUCGAAGGCGACGCCACGGUGAUCUGCCUCGACGACUACCACUCGCUGGACCGCGCGGGGCGGAAGGCGAAGGGCGUCACGGCGCUGCACCCGCGCGCCAACGACUUCGAGCUCAUGUACCGGCAGGUGAGGGCUCUCAAGGACGGCCGCGCCGUCGAGAAGCCCAUCUACAACCACGCCACCGGCCUCCUCGACCCGCCGGAGCUCGUCGCGCCCCCCAGGAUCCUCGUCAUCGAGGGCCUUCACCCAAUGUAUGAUGCUCGUGUCAGGGGCCUGCUGGACUUCAGCAUCUACCUGGAUAUCAGCAGCGAAAUCAAGUUUGCAUGGAAAAUUCAGAGAGACAUGGCAGAGCGUGGGCACAGCCUGGAGAGCAUCAAGGCCAGCAUUGCUGCCCGGAAACCCGACUUCGAUUCAUACAUUGACCCGCAGAAGCAGUACGCCGACGCCGUGAUCGAGGUCCUGCCGACGCGGCUGAUCCCCGACGACGACGAAGGCGAGGUGCUGCGCGUGAAGCUGAUCAUGAAGGAAGGCGCCAGGCACUUCUCGCCGGCCUACCUCUUCGACGAGGGAUCCACCAUCAGCUGGAUCCCCUGCGGGAGGAAGCUCUCCUGCUCCUACCCCGGCAUCAGCUUCGCCUACUUCCCGGACACCUACUUCGGCCACGAGGUGUCGGUGCUGGAGAUGGACGGGAGGUUCGACAAGCUGGACGAGCUGAUCUACGUGGAGAGUCACCUGAGCAACCUGUCGACCAGGUACUACGGGGAGGUGACGCAGCAGAUGCUGAAGCACGCCGACCUCCCCGGGAGCAACAACGGCACGGGGCUCUUCCAGACCAUCGUCGGGCUCAAGAUCAGAGACCUCUGCGAGCAGAUCGUCGCCGAGAGGGCCGCUCCGCCGCCGGCACUGGCCGCCGUCGCCUGAUCGUCACCGGCAUCUUCGUUGUUCAGGUGUAUCAGUUAAUUUUGUUCGACUUGUUUCUUGUAAAAUUGUAUAUUGUUUUGGGGGUGUUCAUAGGAUUUGAUUGCAUUGGAUGUAGCCCAUUGGGCUUCCAAGAGCUCGUCGGCUCUCUGUCUGUCUGUAUGUUUGUUUCCCUAAAGAUCACUGCAAAUCUGCAAUAGAAAAAGUUCAU
Oryza brachyantha (malo sina) is the source of this 1387-nucleotide messenger RNA. RefSeq names its product phosphoribulokinase, chloroplastic-like. Lineage: Eukaryota; Viridiplantae; Streptophyta; Magnoliopsida; Poales; Poaceae. Gene Ontology annotation, molecular function: phosphoribulokinase activity; ATP binding. The coding region runs from base 1 to 1179 and encodes 392 amino acids. The transcript has 5 exons. Gene Ontology annotation, biological process: carbohydrate metabolic process. Gene Ontology annotation, cellular component: cytoplasm; chloroplast. The record is from RefSeq and is a predicted model, not a curated record.